AUCUUUUCUUCUAUCUUCUCUCUCCACAUAAAAUAAUUGGGUUUUUUUUUUUUUCUCUCUCUCUCUCUCUAGCUUAUCUUGUCGCCGGCGGGAGAGCUCUCGCCGGAGUUUGUUUUUCCUUCUGAAGUCUUCCUUGCUCAAGUUACUGUCGAAACCUUGUAAGCUCAUUUUGGUAGUAAUUCAAUGGGGGAAGCAUGCAAAGAUGGUGUCAACCAGCUUCCAGUUUCAGAGUCACUACUGGACCUCGGCCUCUCCUUAGGCGGCUGUUACAGCCAAAUUCCCUCGGCGAUCCCCCUGACUAUCCGAAACCCGCCGCUCAGAGGAAACCCGACCCGAAACGACGCCGUGCUCACUGAUUUCUUCGCUGUGUCGCCGCCGAAGAAGCCGACGGCGGCAGAGCUGGAGGUGAGGAGGGUGAAGGCAAUUCAGGCGAGGAAGAGAUUUGAGGCCAAGAAGAGGCUGGUGGAGAAGCAGAGGAGGGGAGGAUUUGGCGGCGGCGGUUGUAAGGAGGAGAAGAGUCCGGCGGCGGCGGAGAGUGAAUCUGCUGGUUGGGCAAUCGACUCGGCUUCGAGGAACAAUGCUUUUUGUCGAGCCAUGGGGAAACUCCAGAGCAAUGUGGGUCCAUCUCACAGCCUAAGGACUCAAGGUGCUGAGACUUCAAUUCCAACGAAAUUUCCCACCAUUUCCCAGCCCGCAUUCAUCUCUAUGGCAAAGGACAAUGGAAAAUCACUCUUGGCCAAUUACAGAUCAGACGGAAAAUCGCCUAUACCCGGAAGCUCUCUAUCGACCUCUGCGGCUAUGGCCAAUAAAAUGGCAAAUGGGAAACGACUCGCAUCUUCUGACUCUCGCCCCGAAACUGAGCAAUACCGAAAACUUAAGAAGGGGAGGGUCUUACCCGAUGGUGCUCUAAUGCUGAACGAACUGUUUACACAAAUGCCUAGUGUUAUCACUACCGGUAAUGGUCCCGAGGGGAGGAAAAUAGAGGGGUUUCUAUUCAGGUACUUGGAAACAACAGUGAGGAUCGUCUGCGUUUGCCACGGCAGCUUUCUCUCUCCCGAGGAUUUUGUCAAGCAUGCCGGUGGAGGCGAAGUGAGAAACCCCAUGAAACACAUCACUGUCUUGGCGUCGCCCUUUUAACUAAGUGCAUUGCGUUUGAAGAAUGAGGAGAAAAAAGGCUAAUGAGCCUUCUCUGGUUCUCCCUCUUUAAGAUGUAAAGGGUAAAAGUUCUUUCGCUUCACAUGCAAUGUUGUGAAGGGUUUGUUUGUUUUGUCUUUUUUUUUUUUUUUAAAUUUUUUAUUUUGGGGUACGUCCUUUUCCUUCCCUUUGUGUGGGAAAUCAAAAACUUGAAAGUGCUUAUAAAGUUUUUACUUCUUGA
Molecule: messenger RNA, 1375 nt
Organism: Rhododendron vialii
Lineage: Eukaryota; Viridiplantae; Streptophyta; Magnoliopsida; Ericales; Ericaceae
Product: ninja-family protein 1-like
Exons: 3
Coding region: 184-1137 (317 amino acids)
Biological process (GO): response to abscisic acid; signal transduction; negative regulation of DNA-templated transcription
Cellular component (GO): nucleus
Source: RefSeq, a predicted model, not a curated record